AUGGAGUCUACUUUGGAGGCUGCAUUGUUUUUGAUACUUGUGGCUGCAGCAGCGGCCCAGAAUGAGCAUUGCAUGUGUGCAACAAAUAAACGGGCACAUUGUGCCCUGGACUCUGGUAGCUGCAUCUGCACAGCAGCUGGUUCAGGUCAGAGACUGGAUUGCUCGACGCUGACUUCAAAAUGCCUGCUUAUGAAGGCAGAAAUGAACACUCGAAAACCCAGGCACUUUCCCAAGCCCGAGCAUGGCUUUUUGGACAACGACGGACUUUAUGAUCCAGACUGUGAGGCCAGUGGCAUCUUCAAAGCUAGGCAGUGCAAUAAGACGGAUACUUGUUGGUGUGUCAACAGCGCCGGAGUAAGGAGAACUGACAAGGGUGAUAAAAACAUGAAAUGCACUGAGCUUGUCAGAACAAGCUGGAUCUUCAUUGAGUUAAAGCACAAAGAGCGAGAAUCUGCCUUCUCUGAGACCGAAAUGGCAAACAGUCUUCGGCAAUUCAUUCAGAACCGGUACAACCUUCAUCAAAAGUUCAUCCCAACGAUCAAGUAUGACUACCCAUUCAUUCUUAUUGACUUGAAACAGAACAAUUCAGAGAAGUCUUACAGAGAUGUCGAUAUUGCAGAUGUAGCCUAUUACUUUGAAAAAGACAUCAAGCAUGACCCCAUUUUUCAUGCUGGUGAUGCUUUUAAUCUCUCUGUCAAUGGAGAACCUCUAGAUAUUGAAGAGAUCCUAAUCUACUACGUUGAUGAAAAACCCCCGAAGUUCUCCAUGAAACGCCUGACAGCUGGCCUGAUUGCUGUAGUGGUGGUGGUGAUCUUGGCCAUUAUUAUUGGGAUUACUGUGCUGGUGAUUUCCAGGAGAUGGAGGACUGGAAAGUAUGAGAAGGUUGACAUUAAGGAACUGGAAGUAAUGAAAAGAGGACAAAGUGCACAUGCGCCUUAA
Varanus komodoensis (Komodo dragon) is the source of this 939-nucleotide messenger RNA. RefSeq names its product tumor associated calcium signal transducer 2 (gene TACSTD2). The coding region runs from base 1 to 939 and encodes 312 amino acids. Gene Ontology annotation, cellular component: membrane. Lineage: Eukaryota; Metazoa; Chordata; Lepidosauria; Squamata; Varanidae. The record is from RefSeq and is a predicted model, not a curated record. The transcript has a single exon.